ACCUCACGUCAUGUUCUCUUUUUCUUCCUUCUUAUUUCUUUGAUUCCAGUUUUUUCUCAUUGAUAUCUUCUCCCCUCCAUGAUCGCUGGUGGUGACUUUUCCCUGCCUCUGUAUGGUCUGGUGAUCAUCCUCCGAUUGGCUCUGUUCUUGAUCACAAGUUCCAGUCAAGUUAGUUGGUGCAUCUGAUUUUGAUUACGAGUCCAGAGUAUCUUGAUCACGAGUCAAGAGUAUCUCCACCCUCGAAAAAGUGUAGUUAUUGGUCUGUGUCUCCAAACACUCUCUCGAUCAAAAUCAACAAAAGUGUUGUUGGUGCAUCUCUCUCCCUCUCCCACUGUUCUUGAUCAGAAUCCACAAAAGAAUGUUCGCACCUCUCUCUCUCUGCUCUUGAUCAAAGUCCACAGGAAGUGCUGCUGGUGCAUCUCUCUCGGCUCUGCCCUUGAUCAGAAUCUGCAAGUGUUGUCGGUGCGUCUCUCUCUCCCGCGCGCGCUGUGUCUCUUGUGUCUGUUGCGGUUAAAGAACAAAGCAUACACAUGGCUGAUGGCUCUGCUGCUUAUAUCAGAAUGGUGCAACACCUGAUCGAGAAGUGCCUCUUGUUCCACAUGAACCAAGAGGAGUGUGUUGAAGCUCUUGCAAAACAUGCCAACAUCAAACCCGUCAUCACAACUACUGUAUGGAAAGAGCUGGAAAAGGAGAACAGGGAGUUCUUUGAGGCCUACUCCGUCGAGAGGGAGCAUCGACGGUCCAGAGCUCAGGAUGCAGAAGCUAAGCGUAUCAUUCGUCAGAUGGUCAAAGACUCGGAUAGCUGAGUCGCCCCCCUGUGGGCAUCCCCUCCCAUGGCAGUACAUCACGUGGCAAAGGGCUGCCAGUGUCUCUCGUGUCACCCCUAUCUACUGCUGCACAGCAGUAGAAAGACAUAGAAAUAAGAGAGAGCGAGACUCCAUGGGGGCAUUGUCGUAUUGGUUGUUGGCUGGUAGCACACUGAGUGAGGUCGCCCUCAAAACAGGGAACCUUGCAGCGUGCUGAUACCUAGGUUGCCUUGUGCAAGUGCUGUUCUCCACGUGGCCUGCACCGGCUAGCUCUAGCGCUUGUUCUGACGUGGAACCACCCUGUGAAGACCACCGCCCCCUGCUCCCUUGAUGUUAAUAAUUGCACCCACUUGGAGAUUUUCAGUAGCUGUAUAUUUGAUUUUGUUGGUAUGUGAUAUGAUCUUCUUUUGGCAUAAUUCAUCUCUUAUUAUUGAGAGAGAGGGAGUAUGUGUGUUUGGAACCUGAACUGUAUUUUGGUUUUCUUCUGUAUCUGUGUUUGAGAUA
Molecule: messenger RNA, 1310 nt
Organism: Nymphaea colorata (pocket water lily)
Lineage: Eukaryota; Viridiplantae; Streptophyta; Magnoliopsida; Nymphaeales; Nymphaeaceae
Exons: 3
Coding region: 531-806 (91 amino acids)
Source: RefSeq, a predicted model, not a curated record